CAAUGAUGAAGCCCUCAGAAAAUGACAAAUCUCCAGGAGCAAGACUUCCUGCACUUACGGCUCCUCAGUUUGCAUGGCUGCGAAAGUACUGUCAGAGAAGCCUUCCAAAUCUUAACAGUUUCUUUGUCAGCAGUUUGCCUCAAACAAAAGAUUUUGGACAAAACCACACUUCUGUAGGGCACACCAAAUCGGAUGCAGUGCCCAAUACCAAUCACAUCCAGCAGAAUGGACAGUGGCUGAAGCCUGCACAGAGACUUGAUCCCUCACGAUCACCAAAAGCUGCUCACAGACUCCAUAAAACAAAAUCUGACAUUACUGGCAUGGUGCGGUCAGCAGAUGUGAUCUCCACUAACAAGGCAGAAAUGCUGCCUAUUCCUAAAUUUGGACUGCGAGAUAACUUAAUUAAGUCUGAGCUACUAAAAAAAGAACAUACCUACAUCACCAUCCAAGAUUUUCGGUUUUUUGUAGGCACAUACAAUGUGAAUGGACAAUCACCAAAGGAAAGUUUGCAACCAUGGCUAAGUGCAGAUGGUGAACCCCCUGAUGUAUACUGUAUUGGAUUUCAAGAACUUGACUUGAGCAAGGAAGCCUUUUUUUUCAAUGACACCCCCAAGGAAGAAGAAUGGUUCAAAGCAGUAUCUGAAGCAUUACACCCAAAAGCCAAAUAUGCAAAGAUAAAGCUGAUAAGACUUGUUGGAAUUAUGCUGCUGUUCUACAUUAAGAAGGAGUUAGCUGUUCACAUCUCGGAGGUAGAAGCAGAAACUGUAGGCACAGGAAUCAUGGGUAGGAUGGGUAACAAAGGUGGCGUAGCUGUUCGUUUCCGGUUUCAUAACACUCACAUUUGUGUUAUAAAUUCCCACUUGGCUGCCCAUGUUGAUGAAUAUGAAAGGAGGAAUCAGGACUUCAGAGACAUCUGCUCCAGAAUGCAAUUUCCAGAGGUGGAUCCAACACUUCCUCCUCUCACCGUUCACAAACAUGAUGUUGUGUUAUGGCUUGGAGAUCUCAACUACCGCUUAAGGGAUAUAGAUGUGGAGAAAGUAAAGAAAUUUAUUGAAAUUAAGGAUUAUAAAUCCAUCUAUGAGUUUGAUCAGCUGAAGCACCAGAUGGAGGAAAAAGCAGUGUAUGAUGGUUUCACAGAAGGAGAGAUAAAUUUUCAGCCAACGUACAAAUAUGAUACCGGUUCUGAUGAGUGGGAUACAAGUGAAAAGUGCCGGGCACCUGCCUGGUGUGACCGCAUACUCUGGAAAGGCAAACAUAUAAAGCAGCUGGAUUAUCGAAGUGUUAUGAGCUUAAAAACAAGUGACCACAAACCAGUCAGCUCUGUUUUUAAUAUUGGGGUAAAAGUGGUUAAUGAAGAGUUAUAUAGAAAAACAUUUGAGGAAAUCGUCCGCUCUUUGGAUAAAAUGGAGAAUGACAGCAUCCCUUCUGCUACACUUUCUCAGAGAGAGUUUCACUUCAAGGAUGUCAAGUACAUGCAGCUACAGGUUCAGACAUUCAUUAUUCAAAAUGAUGGACAAGUGGCAUGUCAGUUUGAGUUCAUAAGUAAGCUGGAUGAGCCCUCUUACAGUAAACAGUGGCUCCGAGCUAAUCCAAGCAAAGGAUUCCUAACACCAGGAUCAGAAGCACAAAUAGAACUAGAGAUGUUUGUAAAUAACCAGUCAGCUGCUCAACUUAACUUUAGUGAGGAAAUAUUAGAAGAUAUUUUAAUCCUCCACUUGGAUAGAGGAAAGGACUUCUUUCUCUCUGUGACUGGAAACUAUCUGCAUAGCUGCUUUGGAUCCUCCAUUCAAAUGUUGACCUACUUGAGAGAGCCUAUCAGAGAUAUGUCUCCAGAGACAAUCCAUAAACUGGCACAUAUGCCUCUUGAAAUGAAAGAUGACUUUGUUGGUGCAGAAAAAACAUUGGAUAUUCCAAAAGAGCUGUAUAUGAUGGUUGACCAUUUGUAUCGGAAUGCAUCUCAGCAGGAAGACAUGUUCCAACAGCCUGGAUUAAGAUCAGAAUUUGAAGCCAUCAGAGACUGUUUGGACACAGGAUAUCCAGAAUCUAUUCCUGGAAGCAACCAUUCUGUUGUUGAGGCCCUAUUGCUCUUCCUGGAGGGUCUUCCUGAGCCUGUGGUCUGUUAUAAUUUAUAUGAUACCUGUCUGCAGUAUGCUGGAGAUUACAGCAGCAGUAAAGAGGUUAUUUCCUCGUUACCACUGCACCACAAAAAUGUCUUCAACUACCUAAUAUCGUUCUUGCGGGAGCUGCUUAGCAACUCAUUACAGAACCACCUGGAUAUUAACAUUUUAGCAAGUAUAUUUGGAAAUCUUUUACUCCGACCUCAUCCUGACCACCCCAAAGUCGGCAACUCCGAGAAGAGGAAAUGCCAGGAAUUUGUUCAGCAGUUUCUCAUGCACAGAGAGGAUCCUUGAAUUGCCUGCCUUGUUCAGGUAUUAGCAGACUUUCAGAAGCCGUGCCUGUUAAAGGGUUUUGUGCCAUUCUUGAUGAUUUACAUCUUGACUAGUUGAGCCAUCUUUUCCAUAUUUUUACAGCUAUAAGCCUAUAAAAUUAUUAUUUUUUUAUAAAUGAGAAAAGAUGUAUUGAUGUUUUGACCAAUGCCACCAUGCCUUAAAUGUACUGUGUCACCCUUUUAAUGGCAUUUAAUGUGGAUAAAUCAUAUGUUCUAUGGUCCCAGGAUUUUUUUGCCAAGCAUUCCUUUUUAGCCCAAAAUACCUCAGAUGGCCUACUGGGUACAGUUUAAAUGAUUUACCGGUUUU
This is a messenger RNA of Nanorana parkeri, 2756 nucleotides long. RefSeq names its product inositol polyphosphate-5-phosphatase B (gene INPP5B). Gene Ontology annotation, molecular function: inositol-1,4,5-trisphosphate 5-phosphatase activity; phosphatidylinositol-4,5-bisphosphate 5-phosphatase activity. Gene Ontology annotation, biological process: signal transduction; phosphatidylinositol dephosphorylation. Gene Ontology annotation, cellular component: membrane; cytosol. The transcript is spliced from 19 exons. NCBI's taxonomy places the organism in Eukaryota, Metazoa, Chordata, Amphibia, Anura, Dicroglossidae. Bases 3 to 2411 code for a protein of 802 amino acids. The record is from RefSeq and is a predicted model, not a curated record.